UGAUGUCCGGCAUCAUCUUCAUCCUCAGCUUCUUCCAAUCCGAGUCUCCCCGAUAUCUCGUCAAGGAAGGCCGCCCUGACGAAGCCGCCCGUGUGCUGGGCCGUCUCCGACAGCAGCCCGCUGACGGAGAAUACAUUGUUCACCAGAUCACUGAGAUCCAGGCUGCUCUUGACCACGAGCUCGAGGCCACCAAGGGUGUUGGCUUCCUCGGCAAGGUUAAGGAGCUUAUCCUUGUCCCCAGCAACUUGUACCGUCUCUACAUGUCCUCUAUGGUUCAGUUCCUCUCUCAGUGGUCCGGCGCUGGUUCCAUCACCCUCUAUGCUCCCGACCUGUUCAAGAUCAUGGGCAUUGUCGGAAAGCAGGAGGGUCUUCUCGUCACCGCUGUCUUUGGUAUUGUCAAGCUCAUUGCCGCUGUUAUCUGCGCUCUCUUCCUCGUCGAUGUCAUCGGCCGAAAGCGCGCUCUUCUCAUCGGUAUCACUCUCCAGACCAUUGCCAUGAUCUACGUCGCUGCUUUCCUCACCAAGAUCCCCCAGCUCGGUGUCGUCGAGGACUUUGUUCUCCCCGAGAGCGACAAGGGUGCUUCUCGCGGCGCCAUCGCCAUGAUCUACGUCUCUGGUUUCGGUUGGGCUCUCGGCUGGAACUCUAUGCAGUACCUCCUUACUGCCGAGUUGUUCCCUCUGCGCAUUCGUGCCCUCGCUACAUCAUGGGCUAUGACUCUCCACUUCGCCAACCAGUAUGGAAACUCCCGCGCUGUGCCUAACAUGCUUCUGUCUGUUUCUGAGGGUGGCAUUUCCCCCAAGGGAACUUUCUGGUGCUUUGCCGCUGUUACUUUCGUCGGUGGUGUCUGGGUCUGGUUCUCCGUUCCUGAGACCAGUGGACGAAGCCUUGAGAGCAUGGAUGAGCUCUUUGAGCUUCCCUGGUACAAGAUCGGUCUUCACGGUAACAAGAACGCCGAGGAGCUUGACCAGGCUCGUGAUGAGAAGCAGCGAUAUGCUGAGGAGAGCCACGCCACUGGUAUUGAGCUUGAGCACCAGCGAAAGCAGGAAGCUUAAAUGAAUUGGACAUGAAAUAUGAAAUGGUUUAGCUGUGUCAUAAAUGGCACUUAUAUAUAGUCAUGAAAUCUAUGAAGCAUUUUGAGUAUCGUGUUACUCACUCUUACA
Messenger RNA from Fusarium verticillioides 7600, 1160 nucleotides. RefSeq lists its product as hypothetical. The transcript has a single exon. NCBI's taxonomy places the organism in Eukaryota, Fungi, Ascomycota, Sordariomycetes, Hypocreales, Nectriaceae. The record is from RefSeq and is a predicted model, not a curated record. Gene Ontology annotation, biological process: transmembrane transport; carbohydrate transport. Gene Ontology annotation, cellular component: membrane. The annotation marks the transcript as partial. Gene Ontology annotation, molecular function: carbohydrate:proton symporter activity.